GGACCUCUCCCUCGAGGAAUCUGUGAAGGCUCAGAUACCCAUAUAUGAUAUGAUAUAUCUCUACCUCAAUCUCUUAUUUUCUUUUUCUUUUCUUUUUUCUUCUUCAGCUUGUUCCAGUCUUUAUUAUUAUUAUUUUUUUCCUGUGCCCUUCCCUGUAAUAUCUGAACCGCUACUUCUAAACCCCAUCACAUCGCUGUUGCCAACGAGUCCACCCAAUUUGGAAGUGGUGCGGGCUUCUUGGUCGUGCUCAACCCACUGUGUUGCAUGCUUCUCUCUGCAAACUGAUCAUGACGACCAACUGUUUCUGUUGGCCCAGAGGAAAGGCGGCAAGGACAACAGCCUCGUCCCUGCCCGGACAACUAUGCCGGCAGUUCUCUCUCCACGAAAUCAAAAAAGCGACCAACAACUUCCACCAAGAUCUGAUUAUCGGCGAAGGUGGCUUCGGCUACGUAUACAAGGGUCAAAUAGACGACGGCAACACGACCGUGGCGAUCAAGCGCAUGAACCCGGAGUCACGGCAAGGCGCCAAUGAGUUCAAGACAGAAACCAUCAUGCUCUCUCAGCUUCGCCACGUCCACCUCGUCUCUCUCAUCGGAUACUGCAACGAGGGGGGCGAGAUGAUCCUCGUCUACGACUACAUGCCCAACGGGACUCUCCGCGACCACCUCUACGAAACCCGCAACGAUCCGCUCCCUUGGAGAAAAAGGCUCGAUAUUUGCAUCGGAGCCGCGAGUGGGUUGCAGUUCCUUCACACGGGCGUGAAGCACCCUAUUAUCCACCGUGACGUCAAGACCACCAAUAUUCUGUUGGACCAGAAUUUUGUCGCCAAGGUUUCGGACUUCGGGUUGUCCAAAAGGGGUCUGGAUAAAACCGCGGUCAGUACCAUGGUGAAGGGCACGUUGGGUUAUUUGGAUCCGGAAUACGCAAGGCGCCGGCAACUGACGGAAAAAUCCGACGUGUACUCAAUUGGUGUGGUGCUGUUCGAAGUGUUAUGUGCACGAAAGCCGUUGGAUCAAAAACUUGCUCCGGAGCAAUGCAAUUUGGCCAACUGGGCCCGUAAAUGCAUGGAGAAGGGGACCAUAAUUGAAAUAAUUGAUCCGUAUCUUAAGGGAAAGAUUGCUCCCGAGUGUUUUAAGUUAUUCGUGGAGGUGGCGGAGAGUUGUGUGCGUGAUGAGGGGAAUCAACGGCCCACGAUGAAUGAUGUGGUGGAAAAGCUCGGCUUUGCACUGGAGCUGCAGGAGGAUGCGGACGCCGCGAAGGAGAAAAUCAAUCCCGGUGUUGACUACACCUAUCCAGAUCAGAUGUUAUCAUUCCGUCUCGCCGGAACUACAGGUGAUCAUUCUAAUCGGUACGAUAACGUUCAAAGUAGACACGUGUCCGAAUCGGGCGUUGGGACCGGGUUUACCGCGACGAGUAUUGGGUUGACCUACCCAAGUCUUAAUUCUGAUACCACCACUACCCAACUCUAAAGCUUAAUUAGGGUUUCUUUUUUGUUUUUCCAAAACGUUUUCAAAAGGCUUAUUGGGUUGGGAAAAGUGAAAUAAAUAAAUAAAAAAAAGGUAUGAGUGUGAUUAAAGCUGUCGUUUGUUUGUCUAUCACUUUUGUUUUUCCGGAAAAUGUUGGAUUACUGUAAGAAACUAUUUAAUUAGUGAGAGUUCGAUAUGUUAAUUAUGUGUAUGCCGUUGUAAAAUAUUCCCUGUAUACUGGUGUUAUACCAGAAUUUUGCUUCA
Molecule: messenger RNA, 1730 nt
Organism: Corylus avellana
Lineage: Eukaryota; Viridiplantae; Streptophyta; Magnoliopsida; Fagales; Betulaceae
Source: RefSeq, a predicted model, not a curated record